Drosophila eugracilis is the source of this 3428-nucleotide messenger RNA. RefSeq names its product phospholipid-transporting ATPase ABCA1-like. Gene Ontology annotation, biological process: transmembrane transport; lipid transport. The transcript is spliced from 8 exons. Bases 1002 to 3428 code for a protein of 808 amino acids. The record is from RefSeq and is a predicted model, not a curated record. Gene Ontology annotation, cellular component: membrane; intracellular membrane-bounded organelle. Lineage: Eukaryota; Metazoa; Arthropoda; Insecta; Diptera; Drosophilidae. Gene Ontology annotation, molecular function: ATP binding; ATP hydrolysis activity; ABC-type transporter activity.
UUUUCAAGAUGUGGUUUUCAUUAAAAAAUAAUUUAAGGAAUGAUGCAAACUUUAUUAAAUAAGUGACAUAAAACUGAUUGAAAGUGUAUAUAAACCAGUUAAUAACUUUAGAAAAUGGCCAUAAAGUUCCUAACAUUAUUAGGAAAAAACUUUAGAACUUAUACUAGAUUGGAGAUUUUGAUCUAUUUGCUACUUCCCUUACUAAUGCUACAUUUAGUUUUUUUGCGAUGUGAUCAAAAUAACGAAAAUCCAGUACAUUGCUUUGCGCGUCGAGAUGGAAUGCUUGGGGAUAAUGUUAGACUUACUCCACUGUAGUAAGUACCCAGAAAUUACGUUUUUUUAUAUUAUUAAUUCAUAUCUUUUACAUGUUAGUAAUUCAAUGGAAACAAUCAAGAAAGAAGCUCCUUCAAAAGAACUUUUACUGUAUAUAAACCUACAAUCGGUGGCAACACAACUGAAAUCCGCUUUAAAACAUAUUUUAAAGAUCAAAAAAAUUACACAGAUAAAAUCCGAGGGAGAUUUUGAAAGACAUCUUAGAGACGAAAAUUUUUUGGCCGGCAUCAUUUGGAAAGCUGAUGCUAAUAAAACUGCUGUUACGAUUCGAUUUCCCAGCUCAUUGCGAACUAAGCCAACUGAUCUUUGGAAUACGGAUAGAUUAGAAGUAGAUGAUAAUAUUGCAUCGUCCAGUUAUACUAACGAAGGAUUUCUACAAAUACUAUAUGCUAUUAUUGCCUUUCUGAACCAACCAGACUUAAGUAAAUCUGGUCAAAACUACAGGGAUAAAGCAACCAUCGUAUCAAAUCCAUUUUUUACCGAUGAAAAAUAUAAAAAAGAAAGGGAUCGUAUGCUGAUGGACCCAAUUAAAAUUCCUCGUGAAUAUUUUUUGCCAUUUUACUUGGGUAUCUUAUAUAUUUAUCCUUUCGUUCGAUUAGUUAUGGUAAACACGUAUCUUUAAUAAUUAUUUUUUUAAAACUAUUUAUAUUUAUUUAUCAUUUCAGCAUAUGCAGAGAGAAAAGACUAAACAACAAGUAGAUUUGAUGAAUUUAGCCGGUUCAAAUCGAUUUCUACACUACCUCUCAUGGUUCUUUUCUACUUUUAUUAUACUAACUCUGAUUAAUUUUUUAACUAUAUUUAUAUUAAAGUGGAGUCAUAUAUUUCACGGAGAUAAUACUUUUAGCCUUCCUCCAAAUAAUGAUAAUAUUAUUUACAAUUUUGUGGAUAUUAUAAUAAUAAUGUUAAUAGUGGCAUUUAUAUCUUUGCUGCUCUGCUUACUGAUCGAAUUGUGUUUACCGGGAAGAUAUGGAAUUUCUAGAUGUCGAAAAUCAAAAUCAAAUAGGUAUUCGGAUCAUCAAUCCCCGGCAAUCGUUCAAACAAAUAUGGUGAGGAAAUGGCAAAAAGGAAAAGCUCCUUUAAAAAAUUUCACUAUGAAUAUGUACGAUGAUCAAAUAACAGUUUUAUUGGGUCUCUCCGAUUCCGGAAAGUCAGCUGCUAUUAACUCUAUCACAGGUAGCAUUCCUCCGCAAUCCGGAUGGGUAAAAGUAGACAAUCGAAAUAUUAUCGAACGCCGCAGAUACUCCAGGCCUUCUUUGGGACUAUCUCCACAGCACAAUGCCUUAUUUAAAUCCUUGACGGUUAAACAACAUAUGAACUUUUAUUCAUCGCUGCGAAAUACCCCAAGAAAGUAUAGAAGUCAGUCUAUUAACUACUUAAGAGUAUUGGACUUGUGGACUGUAAGGGAUGUGAAAAGUCGAAAUCUAUCGCUAGCGGACCAAAGGAAACUAUCGGUGGCAUGUGCCUUUUGUGGAAGUCCCCGUAUCAUUGUUUUGGACGAACCCAGUGAAGGAUUGGAGCCCUGUGAACGGAGAUUAGUGUGGGACUUACUGCUGACCGAGAAACGAUGUCGUACUAUAAUUGUGGCCACCUAUCAAAUCGAAGAAGCCGAUGCUCUGGCCGAUCGAGUGGCUAUAUUAUGCGAUGGGCAAUUAAUAUUCAAUGGAUCUUCUGUCUUCUUGAAGAACUCUUACGGAUCGGGAUAUCAGUUGGUAUGUUCACAGGGUGAAAUCUUUCCUGAACAGCAGAUAACCUCCUUGGUUUCUAAAUAUAUUCCCGAUACCAAUGCCUCCUGUGAUAGGCCUUGUGAAAUAGCCUUUAAUAUACCCCAAGAAAGUUGUUGUGGAAUUGCACCUCUGCUAAAGGAACUGGAACUAUCGGAGAGAUGCGGUGAUAUGGAAUCCAUUCAAAUCGGAACCACUCCUGUUGUAGAGAAAUUUUUAAAUGCCGCUUCUGCUGGCUGUGAUAAGCUAAAGCACUCACACUUGUCAGCCAUUUGGGUUGGAAUAAUAUACGUGGCCAUACUAUCUUUUUUAGCCCUAUUUUAUUUUAUAUUGCUCAUGCUCUACGAGAAGGGAUUUCCUUGUAAAAAGAAGAAAAGUUAUGAUUUUCCAGAGGAUGCUAAUAGAAUGACUAGAAAUGAGGUGAGAAAUCAUACUUUACUUUUGGAAAACGUAAGAUCAAAACGCUCAAGAAGGUCCAUCAAGGAUGUGACCUUUGGUCUAAGACCUAUGGAUGUUCUCGGAUUGGUAGGCGAAAGAUCUGGCAAGACAACUAUAAAUAAAAUGAUCAUAUCGGAAAGUGAUAUAUCCAGAGGUCGUAUUACAGUAAGAGGAAUCGAAGUUCAUGAAAAAAAGAAGAGUAAAUAUAGGUCUUUCAAGUACUUGGGUUAUUGUCCGCAGAGGGACUGCUUUGAGCCGAAUUUCACGGGUAGAGAAAAUUUGAAAGUAUUUUGCCUAAUUCGCGGCAUAAGAUCAGGAAAAGUACGGGAUGUAUCCGAAGAACUAGCUGAAAAUCUGAACUUUAAAGAAAAUCUAAACAAAAAGUCGAAACUGUACACUGUAAGUGACAAGCGAAAACUGAGUACAGCCAUAGCAGUGAUUGGUACUCCUCCUUUGAUAAUUUUGGAUGAACCCACGGCUGGCAUUGAGAAAGCCCAUCGAUCGGAUGUUCUGGAAGUGCUGAAAAGUGUUAAUAAUUGUGGCUGUUCGAUAUUACUAUCAUCUAAUAACAUUGAAGAUUUUCAAACCCUUUGCAAUCGAUUAGCUUUGAUAAAGCGCGGAAAACUGAUAGCAAUUGGUUCCGUUGAAAGCUAUAAAAAUCUGUCAACUAGGGGAUUGAUCUUAAUGGUCAAGGCUAGACCGCAGGCUAUAGUAGGGGAAUUGGGAUUUCUGCUCACCAACUUUGGAAGCGUUUACUUGCUAGAAGAAAUCCAAGGCGAUAUGCUGUUUUACAUUCACAACACAACCAUUCCUCUAGCCAAAGCCUUUCAAAUCAUAGAGAAAAACCGACAUCAGCUGUAUAUAUCAGAUUUCUAUUUGAAACAUGAAAACAUGGAACUAUCUUUUGUUACCCAGAACUUUAGGAUCUUGCGAUGA